Molecule: messenger RNA, 2376 nt
Organism: Fusarium sp. VM40
Lineage: Eukaryota; Fungi; Ascomycota; Sordariomycetes; Hypocreales; Nectriaceae
Source: the annotation of a GenBank genome assembly
AUGGAGGAUUUCAACGACGCCAAUCUCAAUGACGCUUACAUGCCAGGCUCACUCCUGCACGGCGUUACAAAUGUCUUGCAACCAGAUGUUGCUACUGACCUAUUGAACGACCCUGCUUUUUUGAACACCUUGAACGACCCGGAUUCUGAGGACCCGAGUUUUUGGACGGACUUGAUUCACGAGACCAACCCCGACUUCAUCGACCCAUCAUUGAACGACGGCGCUACACCAACAUCUUUAUUCUCACAGGCUCAGGCCUAUGACGGACUUCCAUUAGCAAGCGACGAUGUGUUCCUCCCAUAUACAUCGGUAUCUGAUCAGAGCCUUACCUACGCAGCAUCACCGGCCCAUCAAAACGCUGUCUCAUAUGCAUCGCCCAGUCAUCAGAACAUCCUCUCGUAUGCAUCGCCUGUUGGCCAGAAGGUUGUAGUAAAGGUUCCAAACAAUGGCUUGGCACACUCCCCCACACCCAUUUCGUCAAGAUACCGGCCAUCCAAAACCGCACGAGUGCCCUCAUUAGUACCUCAGCGACAAGAAGUUCCUGUUCAGCAAUUCCAGUUUGAUAACCUGAACUCUUACCAGCCCAGUAUCGACUACUCGUCUCAAGGCAUCACUGGGAACAACGGGGUUUUGAACUUUCCACUGUUACCACCAGCUCCAGUGAAAGCGGGAGUCAAUGGGCUUGCGCAACAGUUCCCGGAUUUGCCUCAUUUGAACGCAGGUCUUCAGCGUGUCUUCGCACCUCAGGUUCAACAGCCCAUCUCGGAGUGCAUAGCAUGUGGUUGCCAGCCCCAUCGUGGCCCAUGCCCUCCGCUCCAGCUCCAGAUGCAUCAGUUUCAACAGUUUCAGAAGCUACAAGCGCAAUGCGCAAUAAAGGCUAAGGCAUCGUUGCCCUCCCCCCCACGCAAGAGACCAUCUCAGAAUGAUGACGAUUACGCGAAUGAUCAUGCAGUCAAGGUUCGAAAGACCGCCCAAACUGGCCGUCGCUUUUCGGCACCAAAAAGAGGAAGGGCUAGCAAGGUUAGCAAGGCUGACGCAAGAAAGCACUACCCGGCAAGCAUUCAUAUCAACCAGUGGCAGGCAAAUGGGUUUCAUUUCUCAUACCAACCAGGAGGACAGUGGGAUGAGGACAUCUUGCUCUCAGCUAUGGAUGUUCGUUCUUACGUGGACAACUGCCCUCGAAAACUCACAAUCUGGCUGCAAAACACUCCGUCGCAGGUCGGCCAACGGACUAGUAAAUGCGACAUGAGGUGCCGCUACUCAGAGUGCCCGGUCAAAUACGGAACCAUGAGAAACGGUUGGUUUCGCGUAGCAUUCGACGAGUUUCCUGAGCAUACUACCGAGAGCCGCUUUGACCCCUACAGAGUGGCCGGCUCCAUGCAUCUCUGGUGUUUCGAGCAGUGUAUUGAUCCUUUCGAACUCUUCCAGAGGGGUAUGCUGGUUGGAGAUGAGCGUGAUUUCCGAUUGGAGCACAACGCCAUGACACUCCUCCGAUCGGGCGAGAAGGACAUCUUUGAGGCAGCCAUUGAUCCCUGGAUCAAGGGUCGCCAAAAAGUCGGGGUUUCUCGCCAUAUCCCUUAUGCUAGGCAUGAGGAUACCCUCUCGUACGCGCUGAUCAAGCACCACCUCGAGAGCCAGCCCGGGACCCGCCAGCAUGUCCGCGACAAGCGCAAUGGUGAAAGGCAACUGGACAACUUGAAGACACAGGACAUCCACAUGGGCCGUCUUGACUUCUUUGUCGAGAGGGAUGAGGCGUCCAAGGCUAAGCUGAAGGGCAAGAUGGAGUAUCAAAGGCCUGCCAAGAAGCAAUACAGACCACCUGCCGUGCCAGAACAGAAAGAGUUAACUGCGGACAACGACUUUUCUAAAGACUUUGCUUCGAUUAUUGACGCAUAUCUUCCUCAAGCCACUGGGCAAAGUUUUGCAGAGGUGCAGGCCCAGUACAAGACAGAGAAAUUGGCUACAAAGGCUCCCGUCCUGGCUCAUGGCGCAAAAGUUGAGGAUUCGAUCACGGUCAGUGUACCCGCUGACCAGAUGGUUGAUCAGAAGAACCUAACUCUUGGAACUCCCUCCGAUCUGUUUUCGCCGAUAUCACCAAAAGCCAAGAAAGCUACAGCUAGUGAUCAGUCAGGCAGCGAGUCCAAGCAACGAAGUUGUUCUCCUCACUCAAAGUUCAUGGAAAUUCAAAAGGGUGAAAGACCACUCCCGGAUAUCAGCCACCACAUGAAAGGUAGGAAGUCCUGGGCUCAAGUCAAAGUUGCCACCGCCCUGUUCGAGGGACAAAGCCCCCGCUCGGCGUCUGGGAACGCCGGCGAGGAAGCUCAGCGCUCACCUUUGAGGAGAAGCAUCCGGGUGAGCGCCAAGAGGACGCCUUGA